This is a messenger RNA of Trichoplusia ni (cabbage looper), 831 nucleotides long. It is a transcript of the gene CPR6, whose product is annotated as larval cuticle protein LCP-17-like. Lineage: Eukaryota; Metazoa; Arthropoda; Insecta; Lepidoptera; Noctuidae. Bases 212 to 610 code for a protein of 132 amino acids. Gene Ontology annotation, cellular component: chitin-based extracellular matrix. The transcript has 4 exons. Gene Ontology annotation, molecular function: structural constituent of chitin-based larval cuticle. The record is from RefSeq and is a predicted model, not a curated record.
UACUAAAAUCUAAAAUUAAACCGCGAUAAAAUCCGUAAAAGUAGUUUCAUUUCAAUGACUUAUAGAAAACAUUAUAAGCAGCAUAAAUUACACAAUACUUAAAGAUGAGAUGUACUCAACCUUGAACAAGGACCGAACCUGCUUAUAUACGAUACGCAAGCCGCUUUGACCACAGUGUGAGUAACGAAACGCAACGUUAAACAACGUCAAUAUGAAACUCCUCAUCCUAUCAGUAUGCGUGGCGCUGGCCGCCGCGGACGUCUCCCACAUCCUCCCCAAGAACUCUGACCAGGACGCCAAGAUCGUGAAGCAAGAACUAAACGUGGGCAUCGAGGGAGAAUACCAGUACUCGUACGAGACAGACAACGGGAUCUCGGCCAGCGAGAAUGGGAGACUGGUGAACCCUGGACAGGACAACGCCGCGGAGGUAGCCCAGGGUGAAGCCAAAUGGACCUCUCCCGAGGGCGAGCAGGUCAGCCUCACAUACAUCGCUGACGAGAAUGGCUACCAGCCUCAGGGCUCUCACAUCCCCACCCCCCCUCCGAUCCCGGAGGCCAUCCUCAGAGCGAUCCAGUACAUCAAGGAUCACCCCCCGAAGGUCGAACAAUAGGUCAUAAUAUAGAAACUAUGAUAGUCUUGUAGACAGAGUGUGGAAGAGGGACAACGCUAUACGGAGCAUGUUGCUUCUCUGUCACACUAGGUAUAAUGUAACUUUAAGAUGUAGAAGCAAGAUGGAGUAUCAAUAUAGUUCAACACCAUAUUUAAAAUGUAUAGAUAUGACUAAAUAAUAAUAGAUUAAAAAAAAUCUAAAAACCCACGUUUUUUAAUGUA